AUGUUCCUCUUCCUUGGCAAGAACCUCUACUAUUGUGAGGAGGUUCCUGGUGCUGAGAAGUACUUCAUCCGGUCUUUGGAGCGCUACCUGCGCUCGCCCCUGCGCUUGACCCCGGAGCCCUUCUGCUUCAUCCAGGAGGGGAUGAAUUUCCUUCGGAGGGCGCAGGUGAUGUACCACCAGCGACCUGAUGCAGUGCGAGAAAGCUGCGAAGAACGCUGCGAAAACAACUACACCAUGACCAUGUUCUUCCUGGCACAGGCGUACGGCGCCCUGCAGAAGCCGAACCUGUCGGCUCGCUUUUGCUGCGAAACCAUGAGCCGCCAGCUGGAGUCGAACACCUCUGGGCAGCGCAGCCCGGAGAUCAAGGAGCGCGAUCCCUUCGAUCCCAAAGACUGGAUCAGGAAUUGCUGCGCCAUGUCGGACUUCUUUGUGAAUGAGGGCAUGUUCUGGACGGCAGAAUACUUGCUGCACUCUGGCUUGGUGAUGUGUGAGCGAAGCCAAGAGAUGGCUGGAAUGGAGCCGGAGAACCUUGCGGAGCUCCGGGCCGAGUGUUUGCGGGACAUUGGAAACAUGUAUGCGACGCGCCUCAAGUUCGCGCGCGCCUGCAGCGAAUGUCCCGAUGCUUGGGAGGAGGUCUGGCGGGGGGAACGCAAGAAGGCCGAGGCCGACGCGGCUUCUUCCGUGCCGGACGAGGGCACCCGGCUCUGCUUCCGCGUGGCGGCGGACCGCGAGGAACGGCCGCCCGAAGGCGGUGAGGGGCCCAUCCUUUGGGACAAAGUCUUCCCAGAGGUGGUCUACCUUGAAGAUGAUGAAGCUCAAGACAAUCAGUUGGCCGAGGAACAUGAGGCCACGGAUGAGCUCAAAGACUACGAGGAGGACGUUCUUUCGGUGGAGUUCUUUGUGCUUUUUGUUCUUUCUAAGCACCCAGAUGUUGAAUUGUAAAGGUUUGCCCACAUUGGGCACGAUGUUUGUCGGACCAAAAAAAUGGUAGACACCGGUGCUUUGCAGUUGGCAGCAUUUUCGGUGCCUAGCUGCGCACGGGUACCAUGGCAUGUUUUUGCUCUUCGCGUGCUGUUUGAUGCCACACCGGUGCUUUGCCUGUACCAGGAGAGACUGCUGGU
Messenger RNA from Durusdinium trenchii, 1121 nucleotides. NCBI's taxonomy places the organism in Eukaryota, Dinophyceae, Suessiales, Symbiodiniaceae. The record is from the annotation of a GenBank genome assembly.